CCUCGGGAUGGACCCACCAACAGACAGCUGUUAACUCACGUAGCGUGUUACGUGUUUACUUUUUGGCCGCAAGUUUUGCUGCUUUUUACAAAAUAUAAUUUGCAAUGUCGGUGCCAUUUAGCGGCACAUUGCGCCGUUCUGGCGGCAUAGUUUCGGCCAUCGGCAAGCAGCUGAAGAACGUUAACCUGAAGGGCGUGAAGCGAAUCACCGUCCAGUUCGACCCGUUCGCGGAAAACGUCAAGUCCACUCGAGAAUUCCUGUUCCUGCUUUCCACACCUAAAGUUGCGCAGACGAAUCCAAAGUGCGUGGUCAAAUCGGACAUUGUUUGCGACCGGAAACCAGCCUCGAUUAAGUUUUCCCUCAUAGAUUCUGCACAAGAACAAGCCAAAGUCAAGGAGAUUCGCUUCAAUAGCGACAAUCUGAACACCCUAGAGCUCCUGCAGCUGUGCAACAAACACGUAUCAUCCUUGGCACCACCCGAGGAAGUGACCAACAAGGUCCUUACCAAGGCGGAGAAACAGAAGCUUGGAGGCGGAGCAGGCGGCGGAAAGAAGGCACCGAAAAAGAAGUAG
Messenger RNA from Drosophila bipectinata, 572 nucleotides. RefSeq names its product mitochondrial ribosomal protein L53 (gene mRpL53). The record is from RefSeq and is a predicted model, not a curated record. Gene Ontology annotation, cellular component: mitochondrial large ribosomal subunit. NCBI's taxonomy places the organism in Eukaryota, Metazoa, Arthropoda, Insecta, Diptera, Drosophilidae.